AGUGGGCUUAUGUCCACCGAGUCACUCAGCGCAAAUCUGCAAGCAGCCCAAGAAGGGUUUAGACUUUAGAGGAAGGGGACAACGGAACCCGUCGAUGGCGGCGGCUGCUGGCGGCGUGCGGCGAGCCCUCGCGGCGCUGCGCUCCGGUUCCCCGUCUACUAUCUCUGCAACGCUCUCCCGCCAGGCGGCAGCUCGCUCUCUGGAGCUAGCGGCCGCGUCCCUGCCGCGCGCCUCUCGCCGGCGCCUCGCGAUCUCGAGGGUGCCGGUUGCGGCGCUCGGCGGCGUCCAGGCUUCGCUGAUGCCGAUGCACAACGCCACCGCGUCGGCGCUGCUCACCUCCAUGCUCGGGCUUAAACCUGGCUCUUGGGGCUGGCUCUCCGAAGGAUUUGCUACACCUCUAUAACAGGAAAAAGGAGUAUCCGUGAUAAGUGCCUGUUUUUAAACCUUUGCACUAGAGGAUUCCAAAAACAUUUUUACAUGCCUUGCGGAGUACACCCUUGGACUUCUGCUGAUGGAAUCUGUACUAAAAUCUGCGACAAAAAACUUAUGGUCCUAUGUCCCAAUUAUCUUGGUUCUACUAUAUCCAUCGAAUUAUUCGCUUUCCACGCUAUCUCCUUUUCCUUGUCUCGUGUGGCAUUGCCAUGGGAUUCUAAUAUGACAUCAGCAUGGCUAGUAUCAAAUAUUUGUUAUCCGAAGCAUCAAAGCACCAGUAUGAAUGAUCUAUAUCCAUCGAAUUAUUCGCUUUC
Molecule: messenger RNA, 746 nt
Organism: Zea mays
Lineage: Eukaryota; Viridiplantae; Streptophyta; Magnoliopsida; Poales; Poaceae
Exons: 3
Coding region: 95-403 (102 amino acids)
Cellular component (GO): mitochondrion
Source: RefSeq, a predicted model, not a curated record